CUCUCGGGGCGAUGUGGACCCCGGGCCCGCUGUGCGCCCUGGGCCGGCGGCGCCCCGGGCCCUCCGUGCCACUGCAGCCUCUGACCCGCCUGCUCCAGAGGGAAUAUCGGGAGAAAACCCCGACCCGCCUGCUCCAGAGGGAAUAUCGGGAGCUGCUGCUGCCGAGGCAGGGCUGGGGAAGGACACAGCACCUGCCUCCCUGCCGGUUUUUAAGUAAUAAACCCAAAUCCAGGCGCCAUCCCAAAACAUUCCCAGUGCUAGACGGACGUGUCCCUGCCGUGUACCAACAUGUGUUCCAAGAGAAUUUAAGGAACAGCGAGGCUGUGAUUAAAAGGUACUCUGAGCUGCUGGAGAGGGUGAAGGAAGGAGGGGGAGAAAACGCCCUCCUGCGGCACACGCAGCGCAACCAGAAGCUGUUCGUGCGGGAGCGCCUCAGGCUGCUGCUGGACCACGCAGAUUUCCUCGAGCUGUCCCCGCUGGCAGGGCUGCACAUGCCCUACGGGAAUGUCCCUGCUGCCGGCUGCCUCACGGGAAUUGGCAGAAUCUGUGGGAUCUGGUGUGUCUUCAUUGCUGGUGAUGCCACUGUGAAAGGAGGAACCCUUUACCCAAUUGGAGUGAAAAAGCAACUGAGAGCCCAGGAAAUUGCCAUGGAGAACAGGCUGCUGUCUGUGCACCUGGUGGACAGUGGGGGAGCCUUCCUACCCCUGCAGUCAGAGCUGUUUCCUGACAAGAUGCACGGUGGCAGGGUUUUCUACAACGAGGCAAUCAUGUCUGCCAUGGGAAUCCCUCAGGUGGCCGUGGUGUGUGGCUCCUGUGUGGCUGGAGGUGCCUACGUGCCCACCAUGGCCGAGGAAUCCGUGAUCACGGAUAAAAUUGGGAUGCUGUUCCUUGCUGGGCCGCCCCUGGUGAAGGCUGCCACGGGAGAAGAUGUCUCUCCUGAGGAGCUUGGAGGAGCCAGGCUCCACUCACAGGUCAGUGGCUGCUGUGACCAUUUUGCACCCUCAGAAAAGGAGGCCUAUGAGUGCAUUCGUAAUAUUGUCUCUACCUUAAACUGUGAGCCAGUGCCAGAGCAGGACAGGGAGUGUGACAGUCCCUUGUACAGCCCUGAGGAGCUCCUGGGCCUGGCACCACUGGCUUACAGCUACACUCUUCCUGUCAAACUGAUCCUGAGCCGGCUGGUGGAUGGAAGCAGAUUCCAGGAAUUCAAGGCUACUUAUGGGACAACAUUAGUGACAGGAUUUGGCCAUGUGGAAGGGCACUUGGUGGGGAUAGUGGCCAGCAAUGGGGAGCUGGCUCACGAUGCUGCUCUCAAGGGCAGCCACUUUGUCCAGCUCUGUGGCCAGAGGGGAAUUCCCAUCCUCUUCCUCCAAAACACUGCUCCACAGCCAGCAGGGCCUGCAAGCAUCUCACAGGCAGAGGCCCAUUCCAACAGGCUGAAGGCCCAGGCCUCCAUGAUGGCUGCAGUUGCCUGUGCUGCUGUUCCCAAAAUAACCAUUGUCAUUGGAGGCUGUUUUGGGAGUGACAGCUACGUCAUGUGUGGGCGAUCGUUCAGUCCAAACUUUCUGUUCCUGUGGCCCAAUGCAAGAGUUGGUCUUGUGGAUUCUCAGAAUUUCCCCACAGUUCCACCAGCUGGGGGCUGGACAGGAGAGGAACUGGAGCUAAAACAGCUGAAGGCAAAGCUAGAGGAAGAAAGCAGUGCCUUUUACUCCUCUGCCAGGCUCUGGGAUGAUGGGAUCAUCCUACCUCAAGACACCAGGAAGGUGAUUGCCCAGUGCUUGGAGAUCAUGGAACAGAAGAAGUACCAGGCUGUGUCUCCUCGUCCCCAUCCCAUCAUCAGGAUGUAACUGCAGCCCCCUCAAACCAGAGCCCUCUACCAGAACUCUGAGUAUAAAGAUUUUCUAAUUCUUUGAUACCAUUAAUAAAAGUGUUGAACAAUUGAAGACAAACAAGAAUCCCAGAUUUUAAAUCUGC
Messenger RNA from Agelaius phoeniceus (red-winged blackbird), 1971 nucleotides. Its product is annotated as biotin-dependent 3-methylcrotonyl-coenzyme A carboxylase beta1 subunit-like. Gene Ontology annotation, cellular component: mitochondrion; methylcrotonoyl-CoA carboxylase complex. Gene Ontology annotation, biological process: L-leucine catabolic process. Lineage: Eukaryota; Metazoa; Chordata; Aves; Passeriformes; Icteridae. Gene Ontology annotation, molecular function: methylcrotonoyl-CoA carboxylase activity. The record is from RefSeq and is a predicted model, not a curated record.